Molecule: messenger RNA, 591 nt
Organism: Suillus subalutaceus
Lineage: Eukaryota; Fungi; Basidiomycota; Agaricomycetes; Boletales; Suillaceae
Exons: 2
Coding region: 1-591 (196 amino acids)
Biological process (GO): exon-exon junction complex disassembly
Cellular component (GO): exon-exon junction complex; cytoplasm
Molecular function (GO): RNA binding
Source: RefSeq, a predicted model, not a curated record
AUGGCACGCCCGCCAUUAUUCCCCGAUCAGUCCGCAGCUGGCAUAGCGAUCGAUCCACGCACCCUUGAGCGUGUUAUACCAGAAUCAAAGAGAUCAGAUGGAACUGUGCGCAAGCAGCUUAAGAUUAGGCCUGGAUUCACACCCCAGGAAGAUGUCUCUCGGUUCCGUGGAUCACGCCAGCAGGCGUUGGAUGCCACAGCCCUUCCAAAGGGUCACAUAUUAGGCUGGGUUGCGCCCUCUGCUGCUGCAUCAUCGAAAGGCAAGACCGCUACUCCACCUCCAAAUAAGAAUGCGAAAAAGCGCGCCAAUGCUCGAGCUAAGAAAAAUGCGGACAAGGCAGCUGUUAUCAAAGAUAACUGGGAGGAUGAGGAGGAGGGGGAAGAUGAAGCAGCAGCUGAUGUGAAAGUAGCCACCGAGGAGUCGAAGGAGGGAAGCUCGGAGACUAGUAGCACGAACGAUGCAACGACAGGAUCGCACACUGAAGACAAGCCGAACCGGACCGCCGCACCAGAUUCAAAUUUAAAUCCAUCAUCAGCAAAUCAAAGCGCUGUUGAGCUUUCGGACAAACUUGAGAAGCUACAAGUCAAAUGA